CUACCCCUCUGUUCCGUCUCUGUGUCCCCGCUGGAGAGCCACACCGUGACACACACACUCUGAAUAAAAAGUUGCUGUUGUUGUUUUGGGGGCGGCUUCCUCUCUUGGGCCGACAUGAAGCUGCUGGACGAGCGGAUCUGGACGCUGUUCAAGCGCAACUGGCAACACACGCUGACCUACUGGAGUGUGUUCUUCAGCUUCGGGCUGUGCAUCGCCUUCCUGGGCCCGACCAUCCUGGACCUGCGGUGUCAGACCCAGUCCACCCUGCAGCAGAUCACCUGGGUCUUCUUCUGCCAGCAGUUCUUCCUGCUGCUGGGCAGCAGCCUGGGAGGACUCUGCAAGAAAACGCUCGUGUUCUCCCUGUCAGCCCUCUGCUGCUGCACUCUCAUCAUCUCACUGGUGUUUGCCAUCAUCCCACUGUGUCAUCAUGUGAUACUGUUGUCUGUCGCCAUGGCGAUCGCUGGGCUGGCGAUGGGGGUGAUUGACACCAUUGCCAACCUGCAGCUGGUGAAGCUGUAUCAGAAAGACUCUGCGGUCUUCCUGCAGGCUUUGCAUUUCUUCAUCGGCCUGGGAGCGCUGGUCAGCCCCUUGGUGGCCGACCCUUUCCUGGCGGAGGACUGCUGCGUCCUGAGCGCCAACUGGACCAGCAACUCCUCCUCGUCCUCAGACCUGGGGCACCUCCGCAGCACGCUGGCCGGGAAGGGCAUGUUGCCCCACAACAUCUCCCAGUAUCCUCUGCACACCGAGGGCGUCAUCGUCACCAGGGUCUCAUAUGCCUUCUGGAUCAUGGCUUUUAUCAACCUCCCUGUCCCUGCAGCAGUGUUUGUAUUGAUGUACUAUGAAAGGCUGCUACCUUGCUUUAGAUCCAGUCCUCGUCUGCUGGACCGAGACUCUCUGUCGUCCAGGAACACCACAGGGUCAGGGGGGGUCAACGAAGGUCAUGUGAGCGAGUACUGGUGUUUUAAUCCUGACAAACUUCGGGGUCGCCCUCCCACGUUCUUCAUCAUCCAUAUUCUGGGCGGAGCCAUCCUCUUCAUAACUGAUGGAAUCAUUGGCUCGUACGCUGGCUUUGUCUACACUUACGCCGUUUCCCCUCCUGUGUCGAUGGGGCACAAGGCGGCGGGCUGCCUGGACAGUGUGUUCUGGGCGUCCAUCACUGCAGGCCGGCUGGCUUUCAUCUACCUGUCUUACCGAUACAAAGCAGCCCGACUGCUCACUGUCAGUCUGGUGGGGGUUAUAGUGGUGCAGUGCAUGUUGCUGCUGCUCUACUACAGCAGUGUAUUUCUUUUCUUUGGUACUUGUGUGCUGGGACUGUGCAUCAGCAGUGUGUUCCCCUGCAUGCUGGCCUACACAGAGGACCUACUGGACUAUAAAGGUUGUGCCACAACUGUCCUGGUGACGAGUGCCAGCACAGGAGAGAUGUUGCUGCAGGUGCUGGUGGGAUCGGUGAUCAACAGUCAGGGCAGCUACGCCUUCCUGCUCUGUGGCAUGAUAUCAUCUCUCAUCGGCCUCUGCCUGUUCCUGCUCCUUCUCUACAUCCAGCGCAUCCACAGAAACAGCCAGACGGAAACACACACAGCAGAUUCGUCCAAAGACCACGCCAUGACAGAGAAGCCAAAGUCAGGAGACCCGUGAUCCGAGGACACCUGAGAGGCUGAGAGGCGACUGUUUCUGCUGAGGACUGUGGAAAGGGAAGAUGGAGGGGGGCAAAAAACCUCAGGGACUCAAUUAUUGCUGUAUUUAAAAACUUAUCUUCACCCCGUUUUUGGGGGUUAAGAUUUACCAGAAGUGGAUUACGAUGGUAAACCCUCAUCCCGGCCUGCUCCGUCUAAAUGAAAACGAACAAGCUGAUCCUCUAGAGGACUUUUAUCUGUGAGCAGCAGCACGUAUGACUCACAGUAAUGAUUGGUGGGUCACAAAACUUCCAAAAAACGUCAAGCAUAGCCUUGCCGCACCGGAGACCUCGGGUUUUAAUCCCGUGUGAGUUAAUUUACCACCAAGAUGGUCUCUGAUCAUCAUAUGUUACCUGCUCUUCUAGCUCUAGAGAGCUUUCCUUUGCCUACCAGCCUUCCGAUCAAAAGCAAUUUCAGUGUCAAAUGCCAGAUUCCUACUUGGAAUGAUGAAUUUGUGUGGCCUUUUGAGGAUGAAUGUGAAUGAACUUUUAUGGUCUGUGACUGUUGUAUUCAUAAAAUGACUAUGACUGCUCUGUGUCAAAACCUCUGCAGCAUAUUUGGUGAUAUUAAAGUAAGAUUCCUGUC
Myripristis murdjan (pinecone soldierfish) is the source of this 2258-nucleotide messenger RNA. RefSeq names its product major facilitator superfamily domain containing 4Aa (gene slc60a1a). NCBI's taxonomy places the organism in Eukaryota, Metazoa, Chordata, Actinopteri, Holocentriformes, Holocentridae. The coding region runs from base 115 to 1635 and encodes 506 amino acids. Gene Ontology annotation, molecular function: D-glucose transmembrane transporter activity. The record is from RefSeq and is a predicted model, not a curated record. The transcript is spliced from 10 exons.